CCGAAAACCCAACGCGAUUCGUGGCCCCGCGAUCCUCCGCUGACCGCAUGCCGCGCCGGCGCGACUCGUCUCAGGAUCUGCCUGGCUGCUGCCUCGAUCGCCCGGCCGUGCAGUCCCGGGCACUACAUUUUCCUGCGCCUUUCCACCCGUAACCCAACGACAAAAGAAACCGGCGCACGCGGCCGCGCACCCCGUCGUCCUCCCCCCUCUCCUCGCGGCCGAGCCGAGCCGAGGCUUCUUCGGCUCCCACGUCCGCGCCCGGCUUUUCCCCAGUCUCCAUCGAAAAAACUCCGGCUUUCUUCCUUUCUCGCCCCGCAUUUCCAACCUAAACCCCUCUUUCUUCCUAGGCUCUCUCGCCGGCAUGGCCUCCUGUUCCGAGCGCCAAUCACCUACCGGCUACCGGGAUGGCUGUCCCUCGCGCGCUUCUCCCGUCGUAUAAGUAGCUUGGAAGCGGCGCCUGAAGCCCCACCAACACCCACUGCUGCUUUGUGGUGGAUGCUUGUGAGGGAUUGUUGGGAAGCUUGUGGAUUCUGACUUCUGUGAGUGUUUGGCAUUGGAAGGGUGGGUGUUUGGGAGGCGGGACUGGGGGUGCGGAUGGGGAUGGACCAUGAGGAGGAGGAGCGGCGGAUGGCGAGCCUUCUGGCGGCGAGGCGGGCGCUGCGGGCCGGUGUGGACAAGUCGCGGGCGCUGAGCCACGCGCUGGCGCGCGAGGGCUCCAGGCUGGAGGAGAUCCAGAUGCGGUUGCCGGUGAUGGAGGCGGCGGUGCGCCCGAUCCGCGCGCCGCGGAAGGCGCUGGCGGCGGCCGGGCCCAACAUAGACCGCGCCGUCGGGCCCGCCGCCGCCGUGCUCAAGGUGUUCGACGCCGUGCACGGGCUCGAGCCGUCUCUCCUGGUGCGCGCCGGCGUGUCGGAGGACCUCCCGGGGUACCUCGCCGUGCUCGCGCAGCUCGAGGAGGCGCUCCACUUCCUCUCUGACAACUGCGGGGUCGCCUCCCAGUGGCUCGCCGACAUCGUGGCUUACCUCGGUGAGCGCAAACUUGCCGAUCCCCGCUUCGUGUCCGAUCUAGCCGAGGCACUUGAGCACCUCAAGAACUCCUCCGCCGACCUGGACGGCGGCCUCCUAACCGCUGCCCUCGACAUGCUUGAGGCUGAGUUCCGUCGACUCCUCGCGGAACACUCCUCCCCGCUUGCUAUGAAAGAGCCCGGCGACUCCAACCCGGCGUCCGUCGCGCCUUCUCGGAUCCCCGUCGCCGUGGUGCACAAGCUCAGCCUAAUCCUUGACCGCCUCGCGGCAAACGGGCGGCUUGACCACUGCUCGACUGCCUAUGCCGACGCGCGUGGGGAUACUGUGAGCGCCAGCCUCCGCGCACUUGGUCUUGAUUACUUGAAGGAUUCGACAGAGGAUGCGCAGGCGCUCAGCCCAAGCGUCGAGCUUUUUGGUCGGCAUUUGGUGUUUGCGGUGCACCACCUACUAGAAGCUGAGCGAAAGCUCUGUGUUGCGGUGUUUGAGCGGCGACCAGAAGCUGCAUCCUUGUGCUUCGCUGAGAUUGCAGCUCGUGCUGGUAUUCUUGAUUUCCUCAAGUUUGGGCGUGCUGUGGCUGAUGCUAGGAAGGACCCCAUCAAGCUAUUGCGGUUGCUUGAUGUGUUUGAUUCUUUGAAUAAGCUGAGGCCGGACUUCAACCGGUUGUUUGGUGGAAAGGCUUGUGUAGAGAUCCAAAGCCGAACUAGGGAGCUUGUCAAGAGGGUGGUGGAUGGUGCUGUUGAGAUAUUUGAGGAGUUACUUGUGCAGGUCGAGCUGCAGCGCGAUAUGCCGCCGCCAGUUGAUGGCGGAGUGCCGCGCCUAGUUAGCUUUGUUGCCAAAUACUGCAACCAGCUCCUUGGGGAGCAGUAUCGGUCUGUGCUGACACAGGUGAUCACCAUUCACCGCAGCUGGCGCAAAGAAGUCUUCGAUGACAAUAUGCUUGUUGAUGCAGUGCUUAAUAUUGUUAAGACCCUUGAGGUUAACUUUGAUACAUGGUCAAAGGCUUACGAGGAUGUGACACUGUCGUAUCUCUUCAUGAUGAACAUACACUGGCACUUCUUCAAGCACCUGAAGGGUACUAAGCUGGGUGAGCUCUUAGGUGAUGCGUGGCUCCGGGAGCAUGAGCAGUACAAGGAUUACUACUCGGCAGUGUUUCUGAGGGAGAGCUGGGGAACACUUGCACCCCUGUUGAGCAGGGAGGGGCUAAUCUUAUUCUCCAAGGGCCGAGCUACAGCAAGAGAUUUAGUGAAGCAGAGGUUCAAAUCGUUCAAUACUAACUUUGAUGAGUUGUAUCAGAAGCAGUCUACAUGGGUGAUAUCAGAUAGGGAUUUGCAGCAGAAGACGUGCCACCUUGUGGUGCAAGCUAUAGUGCCUGUUUACCGGAGUUUCAUGCAAAACUACGGGCCGCUUGUUGAGCAGGACGUCAGUGCGAGCAAGUAUGUGAAGUACAGUGCCGAAGAUCUGGAUAAGAUGCUCAAUACACUCUUCCUGCUCAAGUCAGGCAAGCCAAGGAGAGCAGGAAGCUUCCAAAUCAGACAUUCAAAUGACAAGAUUACCAGUGAAAUGACAGGAUUGUAUCGGAGUGCUUCCACACUGAAGUAGCGUCGGUUGAAGUUUGAAAAUAUUGGAUGUACAAUUUGUGCAAUAACUUGGUAGGCAAGGAUUAUUUACUUCAGGCAGUCACUCAAUAUCCCCUACUUGUGGGGGAGACAAAAUAAUGGCCUGAUGAUUAGAACAGCUGGAGCAUAAUAACAUAAACUUCUCCAGAACUGACAUGGUGGGGGAGAGAAGAUGACAAGUUUUUCCUCAGAGCAUAUCUAUGAGGUCCACCUUCCAUUGCAUUCUUAUCUGGUACAUGUAAAAGAUUGGUUGUAUUAUAGAUGGGGAGCAGAGGAUGUGUAAUCACUUAUCUGGUACAUGCAAAAGAUUGGUUGUAUUAUAGGUGGGUGUUCAGUUGUUUCAUAUGGCAUAAGUUUUAGGGUUUAUGAACAUGCAAUGAAAUUAUAUGGAGUACAUUAUAUGUGGUGGCCAAAAUGACAGUGACUAAUUGAUCACUGACUAUACGAGACAAUAAAUUAUUUAUUCCUUCCAAAUUUA
Phragmites australis (common reed) is the source of this 3117-nucleotide messenger RNA. RefSeq names its product exocyst complex component EXO70A1-like. NCBI's taxonomy places the organism in Eukaryota, Viridiplantae, Streptophyta, Magnoliopsida, Poales, Poaceae. Gene Ontology annotation, cellular component: exocyst. Gene Ontology annotation, molecular function: phosphatidylinositol-4,5-bisphosphate binding. Gene Ontology annotation, biological process: exocytosis. The coding region runs from base 595 to 2622 and encodes 675 amino acids. The record is from RefSeq and is a predicted model, not a curated record. The transcript has a single exon.